Messenger RNA from Mya arenaria, 3932 nucleotides. RefSeq names its product mannose-1-phosphate guanyltransferase alpha-A-like. The record is from RefSeq and is a predicted model, not a curated record. Gene Ontology annotation, biological process: biosynthetic process. The transcript is spliced from 12 exons. Lineage: Eukaryota; Metazoa; Mollusca; Bivalvia; Myida; Myidae. Gene Ontology annotation, cellular component: cytoplasm. Bases 82 to 1377 code for a protein of 431 amino acids.
CGCUUUCUGACACGGAUGAUAUUACACGACAACACAAUUUGUUUUUACAUGUUUCAUUGAAUAUUUGUGCAGAAACUAAAGAUGUUGUUGAAAGCAAUUAUCCUAAUUGGUGGCCCAAUGAAAGGAACACGGUUCCGUCCCCUUUCCCUAGAGACUCCGAAACCAUUGUUCCCAGUUGCUGGAUUUCCAAUCAUACAUCACCAUGUUGAAGCCUGUGCCAAGGUGAAAGGGCUGAAGGAGGUGAUUCUGAUUGGCUUCUAUCAACCGAAUGAUUCACUCAACAGGUUUAUCACCCAGGCUCAACUGCAGUUCAAGAUACAGAUACGAUACCUCCAAGAGUACACUGCUCUUGGAACAGCCGGGGGUAUUUACCACUUCCGGGAUCAAAUCCUGGCCGGAACACCAGACUAUUUUUUCAUCAUGAACGCCGAUGUUUGUGGGGACUUCCCCCUUGAAGAUAUGCUGGAAUUUCACAGAGUUAAACCCACAGGGACUUUCUGUACCAUCCUAGGAACUGAGGCCACUAGACAACAGUCAUUGAUGUAUGGAUGUAUUGUAGAAAGCAAAGAGACCCAUGAGAUAAUGCACUAUGUGGAAAAGCCAGAAACGUUCAUCAGCACAAUAAUAAACUGCGGCAUCUAUCUGUGUUCACCGACAAUUUUUGAACCUUUGGAGGUUGAGUUUAAGAAAAAUCUUGAGCAGAAUUAUAAUUAUGAACAGGAACAUGUUUCGGGCUCUGAUUACCUGACAGCUCCUUGUAGCGAAAUGAUUCGAAUGGAGCAGGAUAUUUUUGUGCCUCUCGCGUCCUCGGGGAAACUCUAUGUCUACCAAACCAGCAAGUUCUGGAGUCAGAUUAAGUCAGCAGGUGCUGCUAUUUAUGCCAAUCGACAUUACCUUCACCUAUACAAGAAAUCCCAUCCAGAAAGAUUGGCUAAGAAUGGUCCCGGCAAACCCCAGGUCAUUGGCGAUGUUUACAUCCAUCCAAGCGCUCAGGUUGAUGAAACAGCUGUGCUAGGACCUAAUGUGACCAUCAGCAAGAACUGUGUUCUAGGGGAAGGCGUUCGUGUGCGUGAGUCUGUCAUCCUUGAGGGAGCAGUGUUACAGGACCACUGCUGUAUUCUGGACAGCAUUAUCGGGUGGAACACCCAAAUCGGCAACUGGACACGUAUUGAAGGAACUCCAAAUGAUCCAAACCCAAAUAAGCCGUUUGCUAAGCUGGAGGCUAUUCCUACAUUCACCAAUGAUGGGAAGCUUAAUCCAUCUAUUACAGUCAUAGGCUCCGACGUGCAGGUCCCGUCAGAAGUGAUCAUCCUGAAUUCCAUCGUGCUUCCAAACAAAGAACUUAGCGGCUGUUAUAAGAAUCAGAUCAUUCUCUAAUACCUUGACUUUAAUUUGUAUCGUAAUCUCAAGAAAUUACCUGUAUGAAAAGUGAAGAACUCGCCAACAUCUUUAAAGCUGCACUAUCACAGAUUGACUGAUUUGACAACUUUUUUAAUUUAUUUUAUCAGAAUCAGCUGAUUUGGGCAUCAAUUCUUUCAAUUUAGUCAUACAAGAUAACUCACAAUAGAACAAGUCUUAAUUGUUUAGAAAACUCCUGAAAAUUUCAUUUUUCUUAAAGCAUUAGUAACGCUUUUAGCCAAAACAUCAAUUUUCGAAUUUGAAUAUUAAAAAUGCAAUCUGUUUUUUUAUCAUCAGUCUUAUAUCACCGUUUUUCAAACAUAUGUGCAAAAUUUGGCUCAUUUAAAGACAAAAAAAUAAAAAGUUGUCAAAAUGGUCAAUCUCUGUCAGAGACAGCAGCUUUAAAGAAUCAAAUCCUACACUUAUACCUUGAUGAUUAUAUCGUAUUCUCAAGAAUUCACUUGUGAUCAAUGGGUAGAUUUGUUGGCUCUUUGUCAAAGAUUUUGUUAGCUCUUUGUCAAAGAUUUGUUUGCUCUUUGUCAAAGAUUUGUUAGCUCUUUGUCAAAGAUUUGUUGGCUCUUUGUCCUAGAUUUGAAGCAAAUAAGAUUUAAUCACAGAAGGCAGUAUAAGUAAGAGAUGCUGAUUUUUUUUUUAAUAGUUGUAUACAGUCGAAACUCGCUUUGUUGAACUCUGUUAUCUCGAUGUUCUGGUUACAUCAAACUUUUUUGGAAUAUUUUGGGUUCAAUUAGACAUGUUUUGUUUUUCUGUUAUAUCGAGUGUUCAUUAUCUCUUAGUAUUUUCUGAGGUCCCAUUGACUUUGACAUGAGUUUUGACUGUAAUAUUUUUAUAUCUUUAUCUUGACCGAUCAUGAAACUUACAUAUUUGAUAGCGCAGCCGUUGUGUUCUCAUACAUGUACACGAGUUUGUGUACAAAAAUUCCGCAUGUGCAUUUUUCUGAACUAAGUCUGAACAUGUAAUAAGCUGAAAACAGAAAUAAUAAGUGAUCAUUUUUUUAAAAAUGUUUAUAGAUGACAGAUUACAUGAAUGUGUGUUUAAAUCAUUUCCGACGAGGGUUUAAAUGUAUAAUUUAUUUUGUUACGUUUAAUGGAUAAGUUUUCAUAUAUUUAUGUUGCAUGGCUGUAUUUCAAGAAUAAUUGUUAACUAUUGCAUUGUGAAAUGUUUGAGAGGAGUAUUGUACACAAUCAUGUCAUUGACUGUGAAGAACUGUGUGGGAUUAUAAAGGGACUCAUUCAGAGAUUUUAUGUUUUUGUAAUGAUUUUGUGUUGACUUUAUUUAAAUUGAGGGCAUUUUGCUUCUUUUAUGAAUAAACAUCAAACAGCAACUACAAAGCAACUGUGGCAGAUUACUUGUUUAAACAAAGCUUCAGUAAGUCCAGUCUGAAAAUGAAGCUUUUCACCAAAAUCUGUGACCAAUAAUACAAUCCUACUCCCAGCCAAAAUAUAGCAUUUUGCAACAUUUUUUAAGAAAUAUAACAAUAAAGCUUUAUUUUGAUUGAAGCUUAUUUUCAAAUUUCACUAAAACAAAGUAAUUAAAUGUCUUACCCAAUAAAACAUAAACAAGUCCCUUUGAGUGUAUUGCCAAAUGUAAUAAUUGAAUGAUAUUGGUUUGUAUGUUAUUGUAUAAGACCAUAUAUUGCCUUCCUUAGGGAUACUUUUAAUAGUCUUUAGAUUUCCUGACCACUGGAAAGAUAUUCCAUUACUAAUACAUGUAUAGCCUGUAGGAUGAUUUUGAUCUUUAUAUUAUUUAUCUGCUGUCUUGUUAAGGAAUAAAAUAAUGGUGUCUUCAAGUUUGUCGAUAGAAAUAUAUUAUUUUACAAUUUGCUGAAAAUAUGUUUUAUUUUAGGAAAGCAUAAUAAUAAUUCUGUUAAUACUUUUUUAUUGUUUUUUUUACGAUAAUGACAAGUUCUGCAAUGGUUAUUUUUAUAACUGUACACGAGUCUUUGAACUUCCUUAACAUUUUUAUUUAUUUAAACUGACAUAAUUAUAUAAGCCUACCCCACACCUAAUGAAAAUUGCAUAAUAAUCAGCAUGUGCACACUUGUGUACGCAGCAUGCUCAAACUUAUGUGGCUAGAGGUGUUCAUUUUCUGUCCCAAAUUUAAGUCACUUUUGUUGUGCCCCUGAAGGGACGAAUAAAGAAAUCACUCCUUCCGUCUGUUUUCUUCCGUACAACUUUUGACCAGUCACUUUUUCAACUGUAUUCCAAUUUUUAUCCAACUUCCAAGAAAUGUACAGGAGCAUUGGAAGAUGAUGUGCAGAACAUUGUGCUCUCCCCCAGAGGUCAAGCUCAAGGUCAAUUGGCUAUCAACCCUACAUGGCCAAAUUGUUGGCAUUUGCCACAUUCCUGUUAUAGCUUUUGUUCAAAUAACUUAAAUUGAGAGACCUUUCUUGUUAAUGAACAUUUCUAUUUUCUGAUUGUUUAUUCUAAUAUAUACCAUGUGUAUUUAUUUGUUUCUUUAUUAAGUGGGUUAUAAAUAAAUGUCAGAAAGAUAACUAAAUGUCUCAUUAUCUGUAU